AUGAGCCCCGCUGGCAUGGCGGGUGUCAUGGCUCCCUCCAGUGUCUCCCCUAUGAGCAUGAGUCCUGUGCGGGCCCCUGGCACCAGCCACCUGUAUGGUGGGCAGCGGGUGCCCCAGCACACCUACCCCGGCCCCCCCCUUAGCCAGCAGCUCCCUCGCCAGAGCCUGAAGCGUGCGUACUCCAGUGAGGGAUACCCGGCACAGCAGUACCUUCAGGGUGGGCAGUAUGCUGCAGCUGGUGCCCAGUACACUGCCAGUGCCCCCCAGCCUUCCGCUCCGUCCCCUUCUUACCCUGGUCACAGGCUGCAGCAGGCCAUGGGUCAGUACCUCUCUGCCUCAGGCAACACUGGACCCUAUUACAAGCCAGCUGAGCAGUUCAACGGGCAGAACACCAGCUUCAGCACCUACAGCCAGGCAGCUGUCAGUGGGGGAUACCCGGCACAGCAGUACCUUCAGGGUGGGCAGUAUGCUGCAGCUGGUGCCCAGUACACUGCCAGUGCCCCCCAGCCUUCCGCUCCGUCCCCUUCUUACCCUGGUCACAGGCUGCAGCAGGCCAUGGGUCAGUACCUCUCUGCCUCAGGCAACACUGGACCCUAUUACAAGCCAGCUGAGCAGUUCAACGGGCAGAACACCAGCUUCAGCACCUACAGCCAGGCAGCUGUCAGUGGGCCGGGCCGGGCGCUGCCGGGCUACUCCAGCUCGCCGCUGGCUGGGAACCCCACGCCGCCCAUGACGCCGGGCAGCAGCCUCCCCCCAUACGCUGCCUCGGGUCAGGACGUCAAGUCGCCGUUCCUGCCGGACAUCAAACCCAACAUCACUUCCCUGCACCCAUCCCCCCCAGGGCCGGCCCCGGGGGAGGAGCUGCGACUGACCUUCCCGGUGCGGGAUGGGGUUGUGCUGGAGCCCUUCCGCCUGCAGCACAACCUGGCUGUCAGCAACCACGUCUUCCAGCUGCGCGACUCCGUCUACAAGACCCUGAUGAUGAGGCCUGACCUGGAGCUGCAGUUCAAGUGCUACCACCACGAGGACCGGCAGAUGAACACCAACUGGCCGGCCUCUGUGCAGGUCAGCGUCAAUGCCACGCCACUCACCAUUGAGCGUGGUGACAACAAGACCUCCCACAAGCCACUCUACUUGAAGCAUGUCUGCCAGCCUGGCAGGAACACCAUCCAGAUCACUGUCACUGCCUGCUGCUGUUCCCAUCUCUUUGUCCUGCAGCUGGUGCACCGGCCUUCGGUGCGCUCAGUGCUGCAGGGACUCAUCAAGAAGCGCCUGCUCCCUGCUGAGCACUGCAUCACCAAAAUCAAGCGCAACUUCAACAGUGGGACCAUCCCAGGGACCCCGGGGCCCAAUGGUGAGGAUGGCGUGGAGCAGACAGCUAUCAAGGUAUCCCUCAAGUGUCCCAUCACCUUCCGGAGGAUCCAGCUCCCAGCUAGGGGCCACGACUGCCGGCAUAUACAGUGCUUCGAUCUUGAGUCCUACCUGCAGCUCAACUGUGAGAGGGGGACAUGGCGGUGUCCUGUCUGCAAUAAGACAGCCCUGUUGGAGGGACUGGAGGUGGACCAGUACAUGCUGGGCAUCCUGAUCUACAUCCAAAACUCGGAGCACGAGGAGAUCACCAUCGACCCGACCUGCAGCUGGAAACCCGUCCCAGUCAAACCUGACCUCCAUGUCAAGGAGGAGCCAGAGGGACCGGUGCUGAAGCGUUGCCGGACCCUCAGCCCCACACACAUGGUGCUGCCCAACAUCAUGGAGAUGAUCGCAGCCCUGGGGCCCAGCUCGGUGCCAUUCCCAGCGCUGCCACCACACCCAGUGGCUGCUCCCUCCGAUUACGGCUCCGCAGGUAUGGGGGGCCCCCGCAGGAGACAUGGCUGGGCCCUGCCCGUGCCCUCCUUCCACGUGCAAUCACCUCCUUUCCUCCUGCAGGUUCCAGCUUUCCAGCCCCCGGGAGCUUCCCCCAGCUUCCCAGCCCCCGGGAGCUCCCCCGAGCCAUUCCCCCCCCCUGGAGCUCCCGGGUCAACGACGCUAAGUGACUUUGCACCGGGUCCCCCCCCCAACUCCUACCAGUCUGACAUCCCCGGCAGCCUCCUGGCCCCUGAGAAGCCCCCACUCCCCACACAGUCUCUUCUCUCUUUGCAGCUGUUUGCAGACAAGGUCCCCAAGACAGCAGAAAACUUCCGUGCCUUGAGCACCGGUGAAAAGGGAUUUGGCUACAAGGGGUCCUGCUUCCACAGAAUCAUUCCUGGGUUCAUGUGCCAGGGCGGUGACUUCACGCGCCACAACGGCACUGGCGGCAAAUCCAUCUAUGGGGAGAAGUUCCCCGAUGAGAACUUCAUCCUGAAGCACACGGGCCCUGGCAUCCUGUCCAUGGCCAACGCCGGCCCCAACACAAAUGGCUCCCAGUUCUUCAUCUGCACCGCCAAAACCGAAUGGCUGGAUGGCAAGCACGUUGUCUUUGGCCGCGUCAAGGAGGGGAUGAAUGUGGUGGAGGCCAUGGAGCGCUGCGGCUCCAAAGAUGGCAAAACGAGCAAGAAGAUCACUAUCACCGACUGCGGGCAGCUCUCCUGA
Messenger RNA from Chaetura pelagica (chimney swift), 2568 nucleotides. RefSeq names its product zinc finger, MIZ-type containing 2 (gene ZMIZ2). Lineage: Eukaryota; Metazoa; Chordata; Aves; Apodiformes; Apodidae. Gene Ontology annotation, molecular function: zinc ion binding; SUMO ligase activity; peptidyl-prolyl cis-trans isomerase activity. The coding region runs from base 1 to 2568 and encodes 855 amino acids. Gene Ontology annotation, biological process: protein folding; protein sumoylation; protein peptidyl-prolyl isomerization. The transcript has 17 exons. The record is from RefSeq and is a predicted model, not a curated record.